Messenger RNA from Malassezia sympodialis ATCC 42132, 693 nucleotides. RefSeq lists its product as uncharacterized. Gene Ontology annotation, biological process: vesicle budding from membrane; late endosome to vacuole transport via multivesicular body sorting pathway. NCBI's taxonomy places the organism in Eukaryota, Fungi, Basidiomycota, Malasseziomycetes, Malasseziales, Malasseziaceae. The transcript has a single exon. Gene Ontology annotation, cellular component: cytoplasmic side of plasma membrane; ESCRT III complex; multivesicular body. The coding region runs from base 1 to 693 and encodes 230 amino acids. The record is from RefSeq and is a predicted model, not a curated record.
AUGUCGUCAUGGCUCAGCUGGGUCGGUGGCAAGCGCGAUAACAAGUCGAAUGCGCGCGAUGCUAUUAUCGGGCUGCGUGAGCAGCUGCAUCUCAUCACGAAGAAGGAGGAGUACCUGCAGACGAAAGUCGACGACGAGCUGCGCAAGGCGCGGGAGCAGGUGACGACGAACAAGCGAGGUGCGUGCGGGGCGCUAACGGCAGCGGCGCAGGCGGCCCUGCGGCAGAAAAAAAUGUACGAGACGGAGCUCGACCGGCUCGCGGGCAGCCGCAUGACACUCGAGACGCAGGUGAAUGCGAUCGAAAACGCCAACAUGAACCUCGAGACGAUGCGGGCGAUGCAGCGCGGCUCCGCUGCGCUCAAGCAGAUCCACGCCAGCAUGGACAUCGACAAAGUGGACAAUACCAUGGAUUCGAUCCGCGAGCAGAUGUCCCUCUCGAACGAGAUCUCCGAGGCGAUCUCGAACCCCGUCGGCGUCGGCACGGAGCUCGACGAGGACGAGCUGCGCGCCGAGCUCCAGGAGCUCGAGCAGGACGAGCUCCAUUCGCGGCUCGUCGGCGCGGACGCGGCGCCCGCGCACCGCAUCGCGUCGCCCGCGCCGCUGCCCUCGUCUACAGCCGCCGUGCCGUCGCGCCCCGUCGAGACCGACGAGGAGGCCGAGCUGCGCGCGCUCCAGGCGGAACUAGCUAUGUAG